AUCUUAGCAAAGAUGCUUAGUGCUUUAAUGUCUUCCUGCUCAACAUCUGUUUGAAAAUACUGUUUUAUGUCAAACAGGAACACAUUAGUCACAAACACCAUCCAGUAAUCACACCCCUAAUCUUCCGUUUGGCAUUUAGCUACCCGGCUGCAACCACACAGCCUGCCACAGGGUGAAAAGGCAUCCUUGUCUCAAGAGUCACUGUGGCAGGAAAUCUGAUUUGGUUGUGGCGCCUUUCCAGGAUGUGGACACCCGAGAAUACAGAGUCAUAUUUCCAGAGACACAAAACACAGGCUGUUGUAACAAAUGAGAACCUUGCUCCUAUUUGGAUAAUUGUUCCUUCCAUGUUUUGUCAAAAGCAGGUUAUCACCUACAUCAGAGGCCAUGUGACUGGUAAUCUGCAUGAGCUAAUGCAGCUAGAGAAGGUAUGAAUGGCAGAGCUCUCUAGCUGCAUCUCUUGAUUUUGGGAUCCGGGCUGGAAGGAGAUAAUUGGAAGGAGCUAUGAGAAGGAGAGUCAUCUAACUGAAUUCUCAUUUCUUUUGUGGAUCUGUGGAUCCAAGGCAUUAGGGGGGCAGAACCUCUAUCUAUUUUGGAAAAGCUUACAGGAACUACACUACAGCAGAAGGAACUGAAGCCAAAAUAAAGUAGUCCAAAGGCAAAUAACCAGACGUACCAGUCUAGUUUUGCUUAAAGCUCUUCUUGCUUGUAACUAAGCCUUAGGAGAAGCAUGUCAACCUUUCAGAAUGGGAAAAAAGCAGCACAAAAGCUGGGAAAUGAUUAAUGGUUUGGUGAAAUGCGGUGGGGCCAGGGGAAGGGGGCACAGCCAUCCAGGGAACCUUAGAGGGCUCAGUUUGGUAUCUGUACUUAAAAUUCUGCAUCCUGACUGUCUACAAUGGCAGCUUUUCCCGUCAGCUUAAAAUGCUCUUCUGAUGAGGUGGGCCUUCUAAAGAAAACUGCUUCCUGUGGGAUCAAUUUCUCUUAAGGAAUUUAAGCUUUGUUAAGCUAAACAGAAGCUGCUGCUAAUAUCUUCUUUCAUUAAUAAUAACGUUCAACCAAGCCUUUUAGUAAUUAACAGCACAAUCCAGUACAUGCCUACUCUACUGAAUUCAAUGGGACUCACCCCAAGGUGUUGUAGAAGAGCGAAUCCCAUAUGAAGAUGGGACUUCUGGUGCUUUUGCGUAAUGUGCUACUAGCCCUCUGUCUCUUUCUGGUGUUGGGAUUUCUCUAUUACUCAGCUUGGAAACUACAUCUUCUCCGAUGGGAGGAUUCAAAUUCAAUGAUUCUUUCCUCUGACUCCGUUGGACGUUCAAUAGGCUCAGGAAUGAGAGAAAGAAAACCCACACCUCUUGUGCCUCUAUCAUCUCUCCCAUCACACCUUGCUGCAGACCUGGGAACAGGCAAACCUAAGAGAGAACCUGUCGCUAUUCCACGCCCAACCACUCCCAAAUAUGACAAACUGGGAUUUCUCCUGAAGCUGGAUUCCAAAUUGCCUCCAGAACUAGCAUCAAAGUAUGCUAACAUCUCAGAGGGAGUUUGCAAGCCUGGGUAUGCAUCUGCACUCAUGACUUCCAUAUUCCCAAAGUUCUCCAAGCCAGCACCAAUGUUUUUAGAUGAGUCCUUCAGAAAGUGGGCAAAGAUCCGGGAUUUUGUACCUCCUUUUGGAAUUAAAGGACAAGAUAAUCUGAUCAAAGCCAUCCUGUCAGUUACCAAAGAUUACCGCCUUACUCCAGCUCUUGACAGUCUCAGUUGUCGGCGAUGCAUUAUUGUGGGAAAUGGUGGCAUUCUAGCAAACAAGUCACUGGGGUUGAAAAUUGAUGACUAUGACAUUGUGAUCAGGCUGAACUCUGCUCCAGUGAAAGGCUUUGAAAAAGAUGUUGGUGGCAAGACUACAAUGAGAAUAACAUAUCCGGAAGGAGCCAUUCAGAAACCAGAGCAGUACGAGAAGGAUUCCCUGUUUGUACUGGCAGGGUUCAAGUGGCAAGAUUUCAAGUGGCUGAAGUAUAUUGUUUACAAGGAGAAAGUGAGUGCCUCUGAUGGCUUCUGGAAGUCUGUGGCGACUCAUGUUCCAAGAGAGCCCCAUGAGAUCCGUAUCCUGAAUCCAUAUUUCAUCCAAGAAGCAGCCUUCAGUUUUAUUGGCCUUCCUUUCAACAAUGGCCUAAUGGGCAGGGGGAAUAUCCCUACUUUAGGAAGUGUAGCAAUAACCAUGGUGCUUCACAAUUGUGAUGAAGUAGCAGUGGCUGGAUUUGGUUAUGAUAUGAACUCUCCAAAUGCACCACUACAUUACUAUGAGAACAUCAAGAUGUCUGCCAUCAAAGAGUCUUGGACACACAAUAUCCAACGGGAAAAGGAGUUUCUACGGAAAUUGGUGAAAGCUCGAGUCAUCACAGACCUCACCAGUGGAAUCUGAGGAGGCACAGCCACUGUGCUGUAGGGCAUAGCCGCAUGGCAUACAGUUAAGGACAAAGGCUUCAAGAGGUCUUUGGCAAGAAUGCCAGCUUCCUAGAGAGACCGAGUGCCCUUGGAAAGUCUCCCUGGCUCGCUCUGCCUGCUUGCAUCUGGGUUGGCAGGGGAGCAGUGGCUAUUGAUUGGACUGAGGGGGCAGGUCCCUCACCUGGAACCACAGGUGGUUCUUGUGUCUGGAAUGGAACAUCAUUGGAGAGAACAAAAUAGGCCUGUGAAAUCAAGUGAAAUUGUGCCAAAUGGGAACAGAAGCCAGGCCAGAGGCAGCAGCGCUUGAAUGUACAACAUAUUAUUUUUUAUAAAGAGAGACUUGAGUGUUACACUAAGGAUAUCAGUGUGCAGUGUGGAGCCUGCCUGACCUGCGCACAGGCCACAUGGGACACCUGAUCAUGUGUUGCACUUAGCUUACCUCUGUGCCAGCCAUGGCCCAUAUGUGGGCUCUUAGUCCGCCCAAGACUUGUCUGUUGUUGGUGCUGCUAUAAUUUAAAGGUAUUAUGGCCUCUCUCUGCCCUAGAGAGAGCGACUGAGAGGCUUACUGGAUCUUCAGACUCCCUGCUGUUUGUGGGGCAGCCACUGCUGCCAGCAUUCACCUGGAUGCAUUUUCAGCCAUUCCUCACAGAGCUCACCUCGUUGUGUUGGGGGCGGUCUACCUGUUUGACAGGUUGACUACAGAUCCUGCUAGGAGGUGCCCCUGUGUCAAUUUUCUGUGGCAUCUGUAUCAUGGUUUUGAAGAGUUUGGUACUUUGUUUUUUGGAAAGGGAAUAAUUUAUUUUUGGAUCAGGUCAGAAAUUAUCCUAAAAUAUGAAGAUUCAUCAGUAUUUAGUGGUUAAUGGUGCCAGAGAUUUUUCACUAAUCAUAUUGUACUCUAGUUUAAGUGACUACUACCUUGAUAGUAUUUAAGUUAAUCUGGAAACAGUGGUAGAAAUUACCUGGAUGGCAAAUACUUUCUUUUUCAACUACCAUAUAUCAGGUGUUUUUCUCAGUCUGUUUUCAGAUCCUCCUGCAUUCCUUUUAAGGGGACAGAGGAUUCUAUAUUUGUUAUUUUUCUGCCCUAAAUCUUAGAUGCAGUAUUUGCACAACUGUGUACCAUUUAUAUUGGAAGGGUUAGAAAUAUAUUGUGCAAAGUGACCAAACUGUGGGGAAAGCAGAACGAUAUCAUCACUUGUCUGCAUUCUCAGGGGCUGAUCCUCCAGUUGUAAGUAUGCAUAUAUUUUGUAUCAAUGUGAGUCCCAACCAUGCGUUUCAAUGAAUUAGCUUGUCUUUCCUUGAAUUAAUAUGUUCAAAUCUGGACCAUUUUCCUUAUGCAGACAUAUCUGACGAGUGCUUAUCCUGUAUAUGCCAAGGGCACCACCCUGCAAUGUUAAUAUGCAUUUUUUUGCUGAGUUCCCCAAACAGAGUUAGGAGACUGAUAACAGGGGCACUGAAUUCUCUGUUCCACUAGCAGAGAAGAGAUAGCAGCUGAGAUGUUCCCAUAUAUGUUUCUCAGAAAUGUUCACAAAGGGAAUUCUAGAACAAUGCAAAUGGUAACAGCUCUUGUCCAGUUCCUCUGUUCCUCCACUGACCCUCUUCAGGAGUGCUACUCAAGUUCUGAAACAGGGACCCAGAAUGCUGCCAUGCCCCCCUUUCAGACUGAUGUAUUCUGGGUGGUAGCUGAAUAGAGCCUAGCAGUGCUUCCCAACUGUGUGCUUUUCCUUAUGUAUACAUCAAAGUGUGUCUGGCCCACAGGGCAGGAGGACUGCUUUUUUCCUUUGCCCUCAUCAUCUUGUCAAACUUUAUCCAAGAAAGAGUGAUGAGACUUAGUACAUGGUACUGAGCUUGUAAUCAGCCUUUCUUUAUACCAUGUAUGGAAUUUGCUACCAGGAGGUGUGAAGAUGUCUAGUAGGUUAGAUAGCUGUAAAAGGAGUUAGACAAAUCCAGAGCUAUCAAUUAUUAUCAGUCAUGAUGGCUAAAUGGAAUAUAAGAGGCAAACUGCCACUGAAUGCAAACAGCUGGAGAGCAAUAGCAGAAUUGGACAGUUGGCUUCACAAUCUACUUGUAGGCUUUUUGCAUUCAUCUGGUUGGUUACUGCUGGAAAUUCAAUGCUGGACUAAAUGGACCUUGAGCCUGAUCCAGUGUAGUGAUCAUAGUCUUAAUCAUGUGACUUUAGUCCCAUGUAUUUGGAGUCUAUUAGUGUCGCAUUUGCACAAACUAUGUUAACUGGGCAUUGACGCAGUCCAGGGCCUCCAGGAGGAGAACAAGCAUGGCAGUUGCUGCAAAAGUUAGGAAAGAUGUUUGAGCUGCUGCACAAGUCUGAGAAACACCUGGCUUGUCGAGUUGGCCAGGUGGAGCCAAGUGCAGCACCUAGGGGUGUGUGGGGGUGUGUUUGCAUUGCACAUUUCUCUAUAUAUGUAUAUUCAUCUAUUAGGUAGAAUUGUGUUCUGUUGUGAAAAUGCAAAUAUUGUGGUGCAACUGACCAUAAAAAUGCCAGUUAGGGUUCUAUAUUACAGAAGAAUCAUUUUCCUGUUUGACAGGUGUAGGAAGAUCGCCACUAGGUUAGUUGCUGGGGCUGCUUGACAAGUAGAGGAGAAUUGUGAGAGAAGGAGACAUACAAGGAAAGCAUAGAGCAGAAGAGGGCUAGACAGACCUCUAGGUGGAAGCAAAGUGACACAAACCAGUUGCCAAGUACAGGCUCAGAAACCAUUUUCUUUUUUGUUUGUUUUUCUUUUUAGUUUUUUACAGUAUAGAAGACACACAUUUCAAUGAGCUCCUCUAGUUUGUCCAAUCUCUUCAAAACACCCUUUGCUAAGUGGGCUUCAUGCAAAUGAGGACACGUAGAAAGGAGACUUUCAGGAUGUGUCACUUGCUGUACAAGAUCCCCUUUUCUACACAACAUUUAAGGUGCACAUCCCUGACUGUUUUUUCUUCUAGCCACCCUAGCUUUUGUUCAUGCAUGCCAUCUCCAGACACUAUUGAAGUGCACCUUCCAUCAUCCCUAACAAUGCUGCGUAGGAUUGAUGGGAGUUUAAGUCCACCAACAUCUGAAAGGUCACAUGUUGACCAUCCUGCAGGAAGAAGGGACAGACACAGAGGAAGCUCCAUGCUAGCCAGAUUAUCCUGUCACCUUUCCCUCUGCUUUCUUCACAUGGGAGAAAAAGAAACUUCUGCAUGAAUAGUUCCUGUGCAGAACCCCACUAAUAUUGGACUGAAAUUUUAGUAGGAGAAUAAUAUGGCCAUGACAGCAAGUGCUUUAUGUAAAACUCUGCCAUCACAUAUAUUAUAUCUAAACUUUAUAUAUUGGAUUUUAAACCCUAGGGCAAUGCUCAAAAACACUCAAGCUUUCUCCCCUCUGUGGUUUUAAACCUGGCUGCUUGAUCCUUUCCCUGUACUGAGAUUUUUGGCCGGCUCCUUGUUCCCUGAAUGCUUCUUUGGUUAAGGUGAUACUUGCAUUUUCACUGCCUUGGAUUCUGUUCAUUUGACUAUACCUCUUUUGUUUGUUUUUCUGCUCCACCAGUCUCUAGGUUUUGUUUUCAGGAAUGACACACCUAGUUUGCUAAACAUUGAACGACUCAGGUGUGUAAAAAUAUAUACCCAUCUACAUAUUAUUUACUCAAAUGCUUUAGUCCUUCUUGUCAUGAGUUCCAAAGAAGAAUGAGAAUGGCCUACCUAAAAAGGCAUAUUUGUCCCCCAUAUAUUUAGCUAUAUUUCCCUAGGACAGACCAGCUUUGGAAUUAGGAGUAAGAUAAUUUUAACUUCUGUUUUAUUGUUCCAACACCUGACUUAGCAGCUUCAUAGGAGUUUCUGAAAACAAUGUGCAUUUCAUAGCUGCACAGAACCUGAUUGGGAAGUGUGUGGUUAUGUGUCCUGAUAAACCCAGUGAGAGCAUGCAUGAGUUGGAGGGUGGGAAGCAGGCCUUAUUCACCAUAACCGAGUGAUGCUGAGUAGUCUCAGUUGACAGUCAAGCCACACGUAAAGCAAGGCUAUGACAUAAGCUGACCCGGAGUGAUGUGCUUCCAGCAGUCAAUUCUGUUGUUCCAGUGCAACUUGGAGCUUUGUUGAGCCUGGCUUAUUCUGCUCUGGGACUUAGGAAGCAGUUGCUCCAAGUCCUUCCCUAGAUGGCUACAGUUGUGCUUUCUCUGAGUGGAAAUGGAACUACUGCCAUUUUUAUGAAUGUAAAGAUAAAGGCAGAGCUGAUAGGACACAGGUGGAACUCUCUCUCUCUCCUGCCAAACUUAUUCCACAAAAGCUCUUUUAGUACAUCACAUGCCUUUCACUGCAUGCCCUUUCCAUCCCAUUUUCCAUGUACCUUGGCAGGGUAAUCUCAGAAGAGGUGCAUUUGUCAGAAAAUGAUGCUCUCCUAUGUCUUCAAUAUACCUCCCUUCUUGAAUUACCAUUGCUACCUCUGCCAAAAGAGAAAAACACCCUCUACUUAUUUGCAAAUCCAAUUGUUUAUAUAUAGAAAAGGUAACAUUCAGUGUUCACGUGGUUUCAUAAAUCUUUCUUCACUAAACUUCACAAUGAUUAUGUGGAGUUUGCAAUUAUUAUUCCAGUUUUACCAGAGUUAUCACCCAGCUAAAGAAAGCUUAGCUCAUUAAUCAUAUGAGUUUUAGUCAGUUAAUCAAAUUUGCAUGAAUUUGCAAAGGUCAUUAUUUUUCUUUUUUAGCUAAUGCAGGCAUGUGUGCCAUGGCAGGAUAAUCUUAGAAAAGGCAUUUCCUCCUAUGUGAUGAAAAGGUGUGGGGAGGGGGUCUUUGUGAAGAUGAUGCUUGACAACUCUAAUUUUUGAUACAUUCUUACAUUAAAAGUAAUACCUAAAAACAAGUGGUAAUGGAGUAAAGAUUGGAUUCUUCAGAACUGGGAAUUGAAACAGAGAAUUGCCAACAAAAGCAAACUGUACUGUACAGUAAAGGUGAUGCAGAAGCAACAGAGAGCAUGCACUUCUUGAGUUGCUUCUGCUGCCUCUUGUGUUCCCUCCACUUUGAAGACUGGUGGAGUCUCAUGUGGCUUGGACUGGAAGUAGCCACCACUGUGUACUAGCUCCACACAGUUGCUUUCAAGCAUUUUUCUAUAGAAAUUAUAUUAAACCAGACAACUACUACAUUUGAUGCCAGAUCAGUUUUUGGGACUAUUUCCAUGUUUGAAUCUUAACUUUACACAUUGUUUUGUAGGCUUCAGUGGGAAUGUGGCAAAUCAUUUCUAGUAUAGCCUUGUUGCUGGCCUGGUGAGCCUGCUGCUCUUAGACUGAAUGUGAAAAUGUUUCUCUGAUUCUACAGAGCCCCUGUAGGAGAGGCUUGUUCACACUAUUUACAAUCUGCCAUCUGCCCUGGGGCCAUUCAUCCAUAAACACUGUCUCUCUAUAUCAUCUUAGGCAUGCAACAUAGUGGAGGGGGAGCUGGGUCUUUGCUGGCCCAUUGUGUAGUGAGAAUAAACCAAAUUGUAGCAGUCUGUGAUGAGGCCCACUCCGUUAAUGUGCUUGGAAUGAGGUAUUGGAACAUGACAAGAUUAUUAAAUAGAAUAGAUUCUAUUGUUUGACCUUACCUUGUGAUGAGGAAGAACAGGUGGGAUGUAUGAGCCUCCAAGUCACUCCUGACUUAUUCAUAUCGUGGAAGCAAUAAAACUAUAAAAGGAACUUUCUGAGUCUCUGUCUCAUGUCUCUCUUCCCCAAAGUAGAAAGACAGGUGUAUACCUACAAAGUGCUAUUUAGGCUGCAACCUGUUCCUAUACUCAUUUUCCUAGAUGCAGCAAACAGCUGCUCUUCCAAUCACGCAGAAAAAAGCUUCUAAGGUAUAAGGUACUGUUCCUGUGGAAACAUGACAUUAGGAAUACUUGUCCUACUGCAUUUUCCCAGAAAAGAACAAACUGAUGAAUGAAGGCACUCAGUCAACAAAGCAGAGCUUUAUGAUGUGACCGCUUUUUCAGUUGGGCAACUGUGCACUAGCUAACCUUAGCUAGCCGUAGUUUAAACACUGCAGACCAAUCUAUAUUCUUGGUAUAAGGUUCCACUCCUUCACAAUAACUCCUAAGAGGCCACCUGAAAUAGAGGUACCAAGGCUCCAUCUGCAUUAUGGCCUAGAACAAGCCAAUUAAGAAAACAUUGGGGUGGAGCAGAACUCUCAGUUUAACUCAGUUAAGGCUCUUUUCCACUCCUGCUCCAAGCUAGCACAGGAAUUGUAAGGCCCUCACCUGAACUCAUGCUCCAUGUGGAUACUAAAGCUAUGGUUCAGUCUCCCAAAUCACUUGCAACUUAAAACUCCAUACACCCACACUUUGCCUUGGUCUUUCAGUCCCAGUCAGUAUCCACAUAGCCUGGAAUCCAAACACUGGCAGUGGAUGCUGUGGAUGGUCCUUCAUCUGUUCAGCCUGUAUCCCCUGCAACCAGGCAGUUAUCCAGUGGAAUGAUCCACAGAAUACUGAAUCUCACAGCCCUUGUUCCAGCUUUGUGCUUGCAUGAAAAAGGCUCGCUCUCACCCUGUAGCUAGGUGUGUCAGCUCCAUGGCGUUUGAGGAAGUUGCAGCUUAACUCUGCAGACCCAGAUGGGGCCACAGCUGGGCUCGUAGCCUAUUGACUUGAAGGCAAUACAAAAGUGAUGAGCUUGUUCUAAUUUGAUAUAAUCAGAGGGUUAAGUGUUUUUGUUGCCUCUGCCUGCAAAUAGCUGGUAUCUGUAUGCACCCAGCUACCUUAUGAGGUACCCAUGCCAGAAUUACUGUGAAAGACCAAAUGCAUUCAGCCACUGCAGCCCAUUUGUACCUGGGGCAUAUGAGCCUUUUACAGGUGGAAUUAUAUAUGCAUACUAGUGUGUAAGACUGUGGCCAUAUUAGUCAUCUGAGAAAUCAAUGCUAAAUUCUUGUUUAUUCCAGUUGACUUUGUUGCACACAACAGCUGUUUGUUAAAUGCAGAAAAAACUGCAUGGCAGGUUUCAAACACAGUGCCAAUCAAUUUCAUAUUAUCUAUUUAGAAUUUAUAGUUGAUGUGAAUUUUAUUUCACUUGUUUGUUACCGGAGUGGUAUGACUCCUUACGGAAAUUUCACUCCACUAGGAAGUAACUCUUUAAAGCAAAAACACUGCAAGAUUCAAACACCUUAAGAAAGUCAGGGGAGGGGGUAGAGAGACUAGAUGCACAAAGAACAGGUAUAAUUAAGAUUCCAAACUGUAAACCAGCUUGAACCUUUGCAUUUUUUACUGAACUACAGAAACAAUACUGGAGUAGAUUGUUGAAAAUUCUUCCCUGCUAUAAGCCACUUUCUAUGUUUCCAUUUGGCCCUGUUUAUCUAUGGUAAUAGAAAACCAGCUCAAUUCCUAGGCAACUGAUGAGGCUUGUAUCGGACAAAAGUAGAUUCUAGUCCAUGAAAGUUUGUUAGUGUUUAAGAUGUCACAAGACCUUUUGUUGUUUUUAUUGCAACAAUUUCCACUUAACUCAGUGUCUUAAUGGAAUAUUGAGGCUUUGUCCACGCUGAAUGUUUCCUAAUGUGCCACUUGCAAUGGAGUAACCAAUCACUGUAAAUGCAAAAGGCAACCAAUGUAACUUAUAGAGCAGUAGAAUGUUAAGGAAAACCUGUUGUUGUGAAGAACAAAGACACACUAGGGCUAGUGAAUAUUGAAAGAUCUUUACCAGACCUAAAGCUUAACUCAGCAAAAAUUUAUACCAUGCACCUACUGGACCCACAAGGCUUGUUGAAAAAGUACCUACCAGUCUCAGAAAACAGCUGGGCACCAUGUGGCAACAGGCACAUCACUGGGCCACAUGAUGUGGGUAUGUCCAGUUGUGGCCCCUUUUGGGCUAAACAUGAUUUGAACUAAUUUUGUAUUCAACACACCAUUAAAAAGCAAGAAUGUUUGUGUACACCUUUAUUAUGUUCCAGUACUGUAGAAACUCUCUGAAAGUAAAGGGAAAUAGAUCUUAACAGCCCUUCAUAAUAGCUAAGAAGAUGAUCCUUCAAAGAUAAAAAGAAAAGUUAAUUUAUAAAAUAUAUAAGACUGGGCAGAAACUUAUGAAUCUGGAAACUUAAGAAAAAAACAUACUAUCACUGACAGUUCUGUCCUGACAAAGACAUGGUCUUUUGGUCUGCUUAUAUUGGAAUUAUAUAUGUAGUGGAAACACCAAAGCAAAAUACAGGUUGACAUAUGAUUGUUUGAUGGAUCGCUUUUACUUGUUUUUAAAUUGCAAGAUAUGCAUUGGUUACUUAUGUUUUUGUUGUUGUCUCAUAAUGUUAUGGAUCCUAUACUGGUUUUGUUUUGUAUUUAAAUUGAAUCAUAAUAAAAAGCAUUUUUUUAACCCUGUA
This is a messenger RNA of Varanus komodoensis (Komodo dragon), 10712 nucleotides long. RefSeq names its product ST3 beta-galactoside alpha-2,3-sialyltransferase 3 (gene ST3GAL3). Gene Ontology annotation, molecular function: sialyltransferase activity. The record is from RefSeq and is a predicted model, not a curated record. Bases 1151 to 2407 code for a protein of 418 amino acids. Lineage: Eukaryota; Metazoa; Chordata; Lepidosauria; Squamata; Varanidae. The transcript is spliced from 13 exons.